UCCAAUCUCCUCUCACUUUCGCCAACCUAACCUUUCUCUCUAUCUCUCUCUUCUCUUUUGUGAAUAAAUUCAGUCAUGUCCACACAGGCAAUCCCGCAUAUAAAGUACCUGGACGAUCAGUGAGAUUAAGCGAAUUUAUGCGAUUGUUGCGGUUAAGAUGAUUCUGGUGGAGGCAGCACUGAAAGCGAAUUCGUCUUCAAACCUCCUAAUUUAAUCAUUGACAGUGGCAUGGAUGCCGAAACAGCUGUUGCAGGUGUGGUGGGUCACAAGAGGACCAAGAAGGGAGUUCCAAAAAACGACGAAAAUGAUGGUGAUGGCGGCGGCGAAGGAGCGGAGCAUGAGAUUCACAUCUGGACGGAGAGACAAAGGAGGAAGAAGAUGAGGGACAUGUUCUCUAAUCUUCAUGCCUUGCUCCCUCACCUCCCUGCCAAGGCAGACAAGUCCACCGUGGUUGACGACGCAGUGCGCUACAUCAAGGUUCUUCAACAAACCCUCCAGACAAUGCAAAGAAAAAGGGUUGAGAAACUAAGUGGUGGAACAAUAUUAGCUGAUUCAGAACCAUCCACCAUCACUUCACAGACACCCCGGGGGUAUGGAUCUACUUCAAGAGAAUCAUUUUUAGCCGAUCAAGGGCUGUCCGAAGCCAUGAAUUGCGCGGUUCCUGUACCCUUUACGCCUGCGUGCUUCCAGACAUGGUUUUCUCCGAAUGUUGUGAUGAACAUGUGCGGUGAAGAUGCGCAAUUCAGUGUUUGUUCACAGAGAAAGCCUGGUUUACUUUCUACCAUCUUUUACAUACUAGAGAAGCACAGUUUGGAUGUGGUGUCUGCUCACAUUUCUUCAGAUCAACACCGUUGCAUAUACAUGAUCAAUGUUCAUCAUGUAAGUAUAGUAGGCUGGUGGAGCUCCUCCUCAGUAUCGUGAUGCGUUAUCAGUGGAGGAUACCUUCAAGCUAGCUGCAGGAGAGUUGAAUCUCUGGCUCUUGUCUUGCUGAUAAUGUUGAAUGAACAUUCGUGAAUCGUGAUCACGAACAGUCAUGCAUGCUAGGUUUCUUCAUUUUCAAAAGAUAAAAAGUUGGUCUCCUACUUUAUAAUCCUUAUAAUCACUUCUGUGAGCAAGUUUUUAAGCGAUAAUGUAUAUACAAAUCAGACCAUGGAGUGUGCAUAUUGAAUUUCAGUUUUUUAUAUGGUGCAAAUAUAUGAAGUUCAAUUUCUCUUU
Molecule: messenger RNA, 1215 nt
Organism: Tripterygium wilfordii
Lineage: Eukaryota; Viridiplantae; Streptophyta; Magnoliopsida; Celastrales; Celastraceae
Product: transcription factor bHLH95-like
Exons: 3
Coding region: 229-921 (230 amino acids)
Biological process (GO): endosperm development; regulation of DNA-templated transcription
Molecular function (GO): protein dimerization activity; DNA-binding transcription factor activity
Source: RefSeq, a predicted model, not a curated record